GGAUUUCACUAAUUUUUCAUUCUGUCUGAACGUGCUAGAUAAUGAGCGAGCAAGCGCAGCGGGUGACACACCUCUUCCGCGCCUCCUAUUACUAACCCCAUAUUUUCCAAGCACCCCUCAUUCUUGACAAUCGCAACCUGUUGUGUACAGCCCAUCUCAGACCUGGGCAAGAUAUUGUGUUUGAGCAGUUGCGCAGAGCGUUUUAACCCGUUCAAGUAGCAAGAUGGCCGAGGGAUCUCUUGCUACGGCCGACAUCGUCAUCAUUGUUCUUUACUUCGUAUUCGUCAUCGUUGUCGGGCUAUGGUCUAUGUACAAGACCAACAGAAGUAAUGCCAGUGGAUAUUUCCUCGCAGGACGAUCGAUGUUAUGGCUACCCAUCGGGGCGUCAUUAUUUGCAAGUAACAUCGGAACUGGUCAUUUCAUCGGAUUGGCAGGCACUGGAGCUGCAGCUGGGGUAGCCGUGGCGGCUUACGAAAUAAUGGCAGCAUUUGCUAUCCUUCUCCUCGGUUGGAUAUUUCUUCCAGUCUAUGUUUCUUCAGGGGUCUACACGAUGCCAGAAUACCUCAGAGUGAGAUUCGGGGGUCAACGCUUGAGAAUUUUCAUGUCGCUUUCAGCCUUGUUUCUCUACGUAUUCACAAAAAUAUCGGUGGAUAUAUAUGCUGGUGCCAUCUUUAUCCAACAAGCUUUCAACUGGAAUAUUUUUGCUUCUAUCUUCAUUCUCUUGGCUGUGACUGCGAUCUAUACAAUCACAGGUGGCUUAGCAGCUGUCAUCUAUACCGACACCCUUCAAUCAUUUGUCAUGGUCAUCGGUGGUAUCGCCCUUAUGGUGAUAAGUUUCAUGGAAAUCGGUGGUCUGGAGGGUUUAAUGCUGGAGUACAUGCAAGCCAUCCCGUCCUCCGUUCUGAACGAUACCAAUACCAGCUGUGGGUAUCCCAGAGAGGAUGCCUUCAGUAUGAUGAGACACCCUCUAACCUCCGACCAGCCUUGGCCCGGUACCAUCAUUGGUAUCAUGGUGAUCGGGGUUUGGUAUUGGUGUACGGAUCAGGUCAUCGUGCAGCGUUCUCUUGCCGCCAAGAACGUAACGCACGCCAAGGGAGGGUCAUUGGUGGCUGGCUACCUCAAACUUUUACCUCAGUUUCUUAUCGUUAUGCCGGGUAUGAUUGCAAGGGUUUUAUACACAGAUGAGGUUGCGUGUGUUGACAGUGAAGCCUGCACAGAGUACUGCCAGAAUCCCAGCUCAUGCUCAAAUAUUGCCUACCCUCUUCUUAUCCUUCGGCUUAUGCCAGUCGGUGCCAAGGGUCUGAUGAUGGCAGUCAUGAUUGCUGCCCUCAUGAGCUCUCUCACUUCCAUUUUCAACAGCGGAAGUACGAUCUUCACCAUGGAUGUGUGGCGCCGUCUACGACCAAAGGCGAAGAACACUGAAUUGAUGAUUGUUGGAAGGGUAUUUGUUUUGAUUUUAGUUGGGAUAAGCAUCCUUUGGGUUCCUAUAGUCCAAGCUGCUCAAGGUGGCCAGCUAUUCCAGUAUAUCCAAUCUCUUCAGUCUUACUUCGCACCAUCCAUCUUCGUAUGUUUUGUCAUGGGCGUGAUCUGGCCAAGAACUAAUGAACAGGGGGCUUUCUGGGGUCUGGUGGCUGGUGUGGCCCUUGGCCUGACCCGGAUGAUCCUGGACAUCAUAUACCCUUCUCCAGCUUGCGGGGUCGAGGACACCAGACCCGGUAUUGUCAGUGGGGUCCACUUCCUCUACUACAACUGUAUCGUGACCCUGGUAUCGUUGAUCGUCACCAUAGCUGUCAGUCUGAUUACAGAGAAACCCUUGCCUGAACAGGUCAUGGGUAAGACUUACUGGACCAGAGGAAUGGACAUCAAAGCAAAUGACAAGAACGGAAAGACCACUGAUCCUGAACAGAACCCUGAGGCUGUGGAAAUGAACAAGAGCAAAGAGGCAAACGAAGCCACCCAAGAUGAAGUGAAAAGGAUACCGGUAGACGGAGAGGGCGCUUUGGAGGCUGAGCCAGCACCGCAAAACACGACUGAAAACGAAGAAACCUCUGUUUUGAAGAGAUGUGUCUAUUGGUUUCUUGGGUACAACCCUAAGGACGACCACGAAGUGCCGGACGAAGCCAGCAUGAUCAAGAGCAUUGAUGAGAAUCCGAUGUGGCAAAAGUUCAACCUUGUCAACGCAAUCAUAUUAUGCGGAGUAUCAGUCGCAAUGAUGGUAUGGUGGUGGUGAAUAGACACAUUACCCGAACACAUCUAUCCCCACCUUAAAAAAUACACUCCGGUACUCCAGGUUGAUAAUGAUUAUAUAAAAAUAGAGUAAAGUUCAUUAAAGGUCAAGUCCACCUCAUAAAAAUGUUGAUUUGAAUCAAUAGAAAAAAAUCAGACAAGCUUUAUGCUGAAAAUUUCAUCAAAAUCGGAUGUAAAAUAAGAAAGUUAUGACAGUUUAAAGUUUCGCUCAUGUUUUACAAAAUAGUUAUAUGCACAAUUUAGUCACAUGCAAACGGGAGAAUCGAUGAUGUCCCUCACUCACUAUUUAUUUUGUUUUUUAUUGUUCGAAUUGUACAUCAUUUUAAUUUAUGCAGAUUUGACAAUAAGGACCAACUUGACUGAACCAUAAAAUGUUAAGCAAUGGUUAUUCAACAUGUUCAUGGAGAAAUAAAACUUAAUUAUCUACGUCGUGUAGUAAUUCGAAUUACUACACGACGUAAUUACUUACGUCGUGUAGUAAAUUGAAUUACGACACGACGUAUAUCCGUGUUUUUGACGGUCUCCUGCUUCCAUACUUAUACCGACCAGGAUGUACAUAUAACUGUUUUGUGAAAAUAAGCGAAACUUUAAAAUGUCAUAACUUUCUUAUUUUACAUCCGAUUUUGAUGAAAUUUUCAGUGUUAUGCUUGUGGGAUUUCUCUCUUUUUAUUCAAAUCAAAUUUUUGUUGGGGUGGACUUGUCCUUUGCUGAAAAAAAAUCGUCAAAAUCUGAAGGCAAAUAACGAAGUUAUUGAAUUAUAAAAUUAAGCAGUAUUUUAGAGAAACAGCUAUAUGCACAUCAUCAUCUUUAGAUGGACUGACGAUAUCAUGUCCCCAUUUUCCUUUUUCUAGUGCUAUUACAUGAUAUCAUAAUUAUUUCAUGUGUUCAUAUAUGUGCGUAUGAUUUUGUCUCCCUUCUCUUGAAAUAAGUUACAGCAAUGAAUAUAUCAUGCAUUAAAUCAGUUUUCAAUCCAAAAUUUUUCAUUCUUGGGGGACAAAAUUUCAAUUUACGUAAUUUUGUAUAAUAAAAUACAAAAGAGCAAGUGGGUAUAUGACAUCAUCAAUUCGCUCAUUGAAUAUUCAUGAAGACAUGCAUAGAACUGUUUCACCGAAAUGAUGCAAACCUUUUUUUUAUGUCAUAAUUUUGUUACUCCUUGUCCGAUUUCGAUCAAAUUUUCAGUGAUUCGUUUGUCGGAUUUUUCAUAAUCUGCUCAAACCAUGAUAUUUUUAAUCUGGAGUACCUCGUUAAGUGUCUCAGCGUGUUUCCUGAAUCUGUACAUAAAGCCAAGCAUGAUUAUACAAAUAUAUUGAAAUGGCACUGUUUGAAGACCACGUUUCCUUGCCUAAAUUCACGUUUUCCAGGAGCUACCUCACUGUCAUCAAUUUUAAUGUUUAUUAUUGUUUUGACGGUAGAGCAACAGUAUUCCAAAUCCUACGGCAGGUUUUCUCAAUUUUGUGUAUUUUGUGCAUGUCAAUGUUAUUUGAAAGAAAUGAUUUCAUGUUUGUUCCCCAAUGAUGGUGUGUUCCUAAUGAUUAUUUUCAAAUAUUACAUUGUAAUUGCAAAUUCUUAUACCUCAUUUAUGCCACUGUUCUAAUGUGAUCAAAUGAAGAUACUAUUACUCCUACAGCUGCUUUAUCAGGUGGAAUAGUUUUCAGGCAGGCCGGGCCACUCCCUGAUAUUUGAAUAGGGGCCAAUAAUUAUGUGUAAUCAUGAUGUGAUUUCACGGGUUAGGUUAGGGAAGCCGAGCGUGCGACCCAUUUAUUUGGGUCCACAGCGCGAAGCGCGCUCCCAAUAUUUUGCAGGAAAGAAGACUAGAGAUGACAUCAAAGAUGGAUUCGCUGUCUGGUUGAUUGAAUUUUAAUCAUCAUUACUAAUGUAUACUUAACAACAGCCAGCGCAAACAAUGUAAUGAUAUAAUGUAGCAUGUCUAUAUCGUUAAGGAUGGCAAGGCGUUAAGGAUUUUUUAUCCAAACUGUCCAUGCCACCCAAAUUAUUGUUAAGAUGUUAAUGAUUAUCUAAAAAAAGUUCUCCUUAUAUCUGAAUUUUUCAAACUUUACGAAAUUCAUAUUACCGCAUGUAUGUUGUUAUGAGUAUCAUGAUGUAUGUGGGGUGGAUGUGGGGUGAGAGUGUGUGUGUGUAUAGUAGGUUUUUUUUAGCUCUGCUCAGUUUGUUUCCAUUAAUCUUGUCGGUGAAGAUGUUAGGUAUACGCGUAAAGUGUUUCGUUCUACUUAUUUUUAGCGUCUUCUAGUACAAUGAGUAUAUUACGUAGUUUUAGUAUGUAUAUUGCGUUUAGAUAAAAUGCAUCAUUAAGAUUCGCUCUCAUUUCCCAUGUUCCUUCGUGACACUGUGAAUGCAAGAAUAAUUUGUAGUAUAAUUGAAUGUUUGUUUUGUUAUUACAUGUGUGUAUAUUUACCCAAAAAAAUAUGUGAAAUAUAA
Molecule: messenger RNA, 4683 nt
Organism: Lytechinus pictus (painted urchin)
Lineage: Eukaryota; Metazoa; Echinodermata; Echinoidea; Temnopleuroida; Toxopneustidae
Product: sodium/myo-inositol cotransporter 2-like
Exons: 15
Coding region: 224-2230 (668 amino acids)
Biological process (GO): transmembrane transport
Cellular component (GO): plasma membrane
Molecular function (GO): D-glucose:sodium symporter activity
Source: RefSeq, a predicted model, not a curated record